Molecule: messenger RNA, 1558 nt
Organism: Ilyonectria robusta
Lineage: Eukaryota; Fungi; Ascomycota; Sordariomycetes; Hypocreales; Nectriaceae
Product: general substrate transporter
Exons: 3
Coding region: 318-1535 (405 amino acids)
Biological process (GO): transmembrane transport; carbohydrate transport
Cellular component (GO): membrane
Molecular function (GO): carbohydrate:proton symporter activity
Source: RefSeq, a predicted model, not a curated record
GGGAGGACCAUGAGAACCACUCAAACCACGCAACUAGAACCUCGCCUUGCUCCCGGAGCCGCUGAGUCAACACGAACGACAAAUCCGGGGUUGGGUGGACUCGCCCCCGUUGCUUCGCCUCGCCUCCCCGUCAGUCUAAGAGUCUAAGUCGACUCGCGCCGGGACUAUCCAGACGCUACUGGCCUCCUGGCAAGUAACGCGCCUGUCACUCCAGGCACCAUCCCGGCCGCUGUACGACGACCAGCGAGACGGACGAACCGAACGGCCUGGGCGGCCCCUCCUGAGACGUCGACCGUCGCUGGGAUCCCCCUUGAGCCAUGUCCCGAAUCCAAUAUCCCUACGUCUGGCUGUUCUGCGGCUUCGCUGCCCUGGGAGCCUGCUUGUACGGCUACGACGGCGUCUACUUCAAUGGCGUGUCGACGCUUGAUGUAUUCGUACGGCACUUUGGGCACCGAAACAAAAAUGGCGAGUACGAAAUCUCGCCCGCUACGCUGUCCGUCAUGACCUCCAUGAUCAAUCUCGGCGAGUUGAUUGGGUCUCUCGCAGCAGCGCCCCUCAACGACGUCUUUGGCCGCAAGGGGGUCUUCUUGAUAGGCACCAUCACCAUCAUAGUGGGUGUCAUUAUGCAGCUCGUGACGACUUCUAGCGUGGCUCUCAUGACUGCCGGUCGAGCUGUUCUGGGCUUCGGCGUGGGCAACUUCUCGGCAACUUCACCAUUGUACAUGGGAGAAAUCGCCCCAGAAUCGCUUCGCAGCCCUCUCUUGAUGUGCUGGCAACUCACCCUGUCCGUGUCCCAAAUCAUUGCGGCCGCCAUCAACCGUGGCGUCGUCUCCAACAACACCACGUUCGCGUACCGCUUUCCCAUCGGCUUCCAGCUCGUCUUCCCGCUUAUCAUCCUGCUCGGGAUAUGGUGGGUGCCGGAGUCCCCUCGCUGGCUGAUCCGCGAGGAUCGCUCUGAGGAUGCCACGCAUGCUCUGCGUCUGCUCCACCGCGAAGACAAGGAGUACGACCCUGCGCCUGUGAUGCGUAGGAUCGAGGACGAUCUCCACCGAGAGCGGGCGAGCGAGGCCACCAGCGGAUGGAUGCAACUCGUGACGGACCCGAUUGAGCGCCGCAAGGUCGUGUACAGUGCCGGAGCACUUGUCGCGCAGCAAAUCAACGGGAUCCAGUGGUUCUACUACUUCGGAACCGUCUUCUCCAAGGCCAUUGGUCUAAGUGACCCAUUCCUUAUGACCCUGAUCGUCUUCAUUAUCCAAGUAUUUGUUGUGCUAGCGGCCGUCAUGUUAGCUAACAAACUGCCGCGGCGACCCCUGCUCAUGAUAACCACCGGCAUCAUGACGGUAUCCAUCUUCGUGGUGGGCUGUUUGGGCAUCCCUGGUGGGACCCCUAGCCAAACUGUCGGAAAGGUCAUUAUUAGUUUCGUUAUCAUCGAGAUUGUGGCUUUCAACUUUGCAUGGGGUCCGCUGGGUUGGACCAUAGUAGGAGACCUUGCCUCGUUUGGGAGGGAGAUCUACAUUGCUAACUGCUUCUGUUAGGCUUCCGAAAUGGCGGUCGGUCG